This is a messenger RNA of Symbiodinium natans, 216 nucleotides long. Lineage: Eukaryota; Dinophyceae; Suessiales; Symbiodiniaceae. The record is from the annotation of a GenBank genome assembly.
AUGGCCUCCUCAUGCUUCCUCGCACUGGGUGGCAGGUUGAAUGAGGGCGGUCUCCACUACCUGUUCGCCGGCGCGCGGGCGAACGUGGGCCUUCGGGCCGGCAGAUACAUGUUCGAGGUGCGGAUCCUCGAGUUGCUCAGUCAGGCCGAGACAGGCAUGCCGGCUGCGAUGCGAUCUUUUGUCUUGGAGCCAACAUGGAAGUUGAAAAGUCAAUAG